GAACUGGGAACAACACUCAGAUCACUGGAACGCAAAGUUUGGAGAUCACAGAUGCAAAGAAAAUUUCAAUGGAACGGUGGCUGUCAUUAUCAGCCACAAAGGAAGGUAUGCAAACACCCCCUGCUAUGAGUCCUUUACCGAUGAUUGAUAGUGCAAAGGUAACUAUUGGCAAUCAGUGGGAAAACGUCAACCCUAGCUCAGGAAAAACUGGUCUGCAUGCGAGCAAUUCAGAAGCAAAUACUGGUAAUCAGUUGAAGAACGGCAACCCUAGCUCAGAGAAAAUUGAUCUGCCUGCGAGCAAUUCAGAAGCAACUACUGGUAAUUUGGGGAAAAUUGGGGAUAGGUUAGAGGAUGAUAAAAGCAAGGACAAACUAACAGCUGCGAGCACAGAGGUAGACCAGAAGAAGUGGGCUAAUUUGUUUGUGGGGAACAGAUUGGCAGCGAAAGGAAUGGAUCUAAGUUUCAUUGCACCAACCAUAAAAAAUGGAGAAGUAAUUGUUGAAUUAUGCAAGGAAGAAGUGGAAGAGGAGACAAGGAAAUGGAAGCAAGCUAUGAUCCUGUAUGUUGUUGGAGUAACCCCAACAAUAGGAGCUAUGGAACGUUUUAUUGCUUCAGUGUGGAAUUUUGCAACAAAGCCAAAAGUCUAUUUUCACAAUGAUGGUUAUUUUGUGGUAAGAUUUAACUCUACAGAGGAUAGGGAUGAAGUUUUGUACUCAGGGCCUCACAUGCUGAAUAAUAAGCCGAUAAUCAUGAAGGUAUGGUCAGAAAAUUUUGAUUUUAAUAAGGAGGUAUUGCAAACCAUACCUGUGUGGGUAAAGUUCCCUAAUCUACCACUGAAUUGCUGGGGAGCAAAGUCACUAAGCAGGAUAAGUAGUGGAUUAAGGAUUCCCUUAUAUGCAGAUGCUUGUAAUACUAAGUUGGAUCGAAUUACCUAUGCUAGAGUGUUAAUUGAGAUGGAUGUUACUAAAGAACUACCUAGGGCCAUUAAGGUGACAGAUCCUAAGGGAAGAGAAUUCAUGCAAGAAAUAGCUUAUGACUGGGUCCCUGAAUUUUGUCAUACAUGUAUGCAAGUUGGGCACAGAUGCAAAAAAGAAGAACAACCAGCUCAGAAGAUUAAGCCUAAGCAACAAAAGCAGAAACAGGAGUGGCAACCCAAAGCUAGCCUUAGUGAUAAGGUGAAGCAGGCAAACGUAGUACCUGUUAAGAACAGUGAAGUAGCAAUGGUUGUUGGUGCAAAUAGCCAUCUUGCUAACCCAUCUACAAGGAUAGCUAGAGGAGAGGAGGAACAUAUUUGGAAAAAAGCCACAGGGAAAUCAGUAGCUAGAAGCAAGGAGAUAACAGGAGCUGAUGCAAUUAGCAUGAUCAAUGGGUUCAACAUACUAGCAGAAUCUGGAUUGCAACUAACAGUUCCAAGGCAAAUGGGUGAGGGUUCAAGUAGGCAGAGUAGCCAAACAGGAGUGGAAGGGGGAUUGAAUAAGAUCCCUAUACAGAAAGAGGUUAAGAGGUUUAUAAGGAGCAAUAAAAUAAGUAUGAUAGCAUUACUUGAACACAAAAUAAACAAGAAGAAGGCUAUUCAAAUAAUAAGGAAGAUCACUACAGGGUGGGAUUGGUUAGCCAACUAUGAACACAGUAGCAAAAGAAGAAUUUGGUUGUUAUGGGAUGCUAAUGAGAUAGAAUGCUUGGAAUUGGGAAAGUCUUCUCAAUUUACUCAUACUGCAGUUCACAUUAAAAGUAUGAAUAUGAGGUUUGAUUUUACUGCAGUCUAUGGCUUGCAUACAUUGGAAGACAGGAGAUACUUGUGGAGAGACUUAGCUGAUAUAAAUAUUAGGCAACAAGGCCCAUGGCUAAUCAUGGGAGACUACAAUGCCAUCAGGUCAGGGGAGGAUAGGCCAAUUGAGAAUCCUGUACAAGAAUUGGAGGUGAGAGAUUUCAAUAGUUUCAUAGAUGAUAAUGCUUUGGUUGAAAUGAGGACCAAUGGAAGGAAUUUCACAUGGACAAAUGGGCACACGUACAACAAAAUAGACAGAGCUUUGGCCAAUGCUGAGUGGAUGCUGAAAAUGCUAUAUCUAGAAGUAUGGGUAAUGGAUCCAGGAUGCUCUGACCACUCACCCCUGAAUGUGUCAUUUGAAGAUAAUGAAGAGAAAGUUCCCAAACCUUUCAAGUUUCUAAAUCAUCUAGCUGAACACAAAGACUUCCUAGCUCUAGUUAGUGGAGCAUGGCAAGGGAGUAAUGAAGACAAUACCAUGAAAGAUGUAUGGAAAAGAUUGAAAAGAGUGAAACAAGCUAUGAAAGAGCUUAAUAAUACAGAGUAUAAUGCAGUAGGAGACAAGAUUAAAUAG
Molecule: messenger RNA, 2339 nt
Organism: Nicotiana tabacum (common tobacco)
Lineage: Eukaryota; Viridiplantae; Streptophyta; Magnoliopsida; Solanales; Solanaceae
Molecular function (GO): catalytic activity
Source: RefSeq, a predicted model, not a curated record